UUCACCUGCCUCAUUUAUUUAUUUUACUUUUUCCACCCGUCAGGCGUCUUGAGUAAAUCUUUCAACAAUCCUCUCGCUAGAUUUCCGAUUUCAGUGGAGCCUGCAUCGGAGUCGGAAACCUGCCAUUGACCUCGGGGAACAUUUUCCACAAAGGACUUGCCAGCGAGACGUGGUUCAUUGUGUGUAAGAAAAUAUGCCAUCCUAACUGCAGACGAAUUAAGAAAGAAACGAGUCUCUUGAAAUAAUGAUGGAACUGUUCUCACUACUAAAGAGGCUGUGGCUGAAGACACAUAAAAAUAAUGUUUAGGGUCAAUAAACGUGUUUGUUGAUUCAUCAGUUUUCAGAUUCAAAAAGUUGGCAACUGAUCAAGCGAUGUUUGUGGCAUGGUGAUGGAGGCUGCCACCCUGAGCGGUCCUCAUCGGAAGUGCGCGGUCGUACCUGUUCAGAAGAGUCUCAGCCUCCCCUCUUACGCGAGGGCUGGUGGUGAAGGCAUUGAUCACAAGCUCAUCUUCGCCGCACUUGAGCAAAAAGAAAGAGUUCGGAGAAAAAGUCGGAUAUUCGCCCCGCGCAAAGAGAAGUGCGAUCGUCCAAGCCACCUAUUCUGCCUGCCCAUCCCAUCCUCUGGUGCGAAGUGCAGAGAGACUUCACUCAGUUCCGAUACGUCCUGUUCGUCGCUCGAGUACAAGAAGAGCAGUCCCGUUCUUACCAGAAAAGAAACAGUUCCGAAGCCCAGAAAGGGUGACGCCUCCAACUCUGGAAAGGAGGAUACUACCAAAUCAGAUAAGGAAAGCACAUUAAAACCAUCCAAACAAGAAACUUCAACAUACGAAACUGCCACCACGAUUAAAUCCGAAAGUAAAACGACGGCAAUUUCCAGUCGUACGCAUCAAAAUGCUAUCGACUGGGAAGCCAAUCUGUCCCGAACAAAACCGGGAAUAAACUCGAAUCAGAAAAUCUCUGAGAACCGAAAAGAUCAGCGCAACUCAAUGGACACUUUAAGGUUAACUGUUUGCAGCAGUGACAGCAUGGAGAGAUCCUCGCGCAGUUCCAGUGACAGUCUUAGUCGCAAGGAAAGAAUGAUAGCUCUCAAAGCUCGGGUCGAAGCAGCAAGAGAAAAGUACGGGAACACCUCCUCUUCAGAAGAGGAGGCUGAAUCCCGUUUAGCUAUAACCCGUUAUAACAGCGACGGAGUAAUCCACAGAUCCGUUCGUGAUGUGAAGUCAAGGUCCUACCUUCGUGAGAAAAGACUCCGCAGAAGAUCACAGGACGAGUUUUCCGUCAAAAAAGUUCAACGAAAGCAGAAUUUGAGUCUCUCCAUAAAUCCUGAAGGGGAUGGUAUUCGAUUAGAUUUGGAAAAAUCCUCCAGGACUCAAUUUUCCAACAACAAUUUGGAUAUCAAGACAGAUUUCUGCCCAUCGCCGAAUUUCCCAGAUAUGCUUAAGAAGAAUUAUUUCAGCGAUUUUCCUAGCAAGGAAAACGCCAUGCAUUUCGUGCAAGCCCGGAUCCGUCAUAUCGAGGACGAAGAAAGGAAACGUAGAAGUGGUUCUGAUUUUCAUGAGAGAUUCGGAAUUCAGAAAAUGCAAAACCAUGAAAAUUCGGAACUUAUGGCUUCUACGGAACUUAGACGCCCGUUUGAAAAACCAAAUGAACUGUCCAAUACCAAAUCAGAAAUUAAAACAUCGAACUUUGAUCUUGCUAUGCGCUCGUCGCCCAUUCCAAAAUCUGCUCCUACUCCACCUCCACGAUCUCCUAAAUCAAUGACUUUUAUUAAUAAGGCCCUCAUACAGCACCAAAACUCUUUGAUUCUGAAUCAGGAGAACAGUUUGGAACGCAAGAAAGUAUUUUUAUCCAACGUUCCUGCAUUGUCUUAUUCUCAAAUAUUUGAAAAAUUUGAUUCUAAAAUAGAUUUAUCUUCUGGAGAGGCAAAAUUCACGGAUUCACCAAAUAAUACUUCUGAAAAACAAAAAAUUAAAGAACUAUUCAGUUCAAGAAGAAAAACUUGUGGAAAUUUCGAUUUCAUUGAUAAUAAUAUCUUAGAUGAAUUAUGUUCUAUAGGUAACUCGGUUUGUUCGACUACUUCAAAUCUAACUGCCAACAAAAAAUUUUCUUCUGCAUUGCAAAUCAAGAAAACUGAAAAUAAAGGUUAUUUUUCAAGCACUGAAACUCCGGGUUUUCCAUCUGAAGAUGAUGCUAGGAAUAAAAUGUGGAAAAGUAAAUGGCAGGAAAUUGAACAGAGGAAAGAAUAUAUGUUUAACAGUCUCGAAAACAGAAAAAAGUCUAAUUUUCCCUCUUGUGGGAAAUGGAGAGCACCACCUAGUAAAACUGAAACUUGCCUUUGCCAUUUGUUUCCUGAGAGCAAGUUAUCGUGCUCCUGCAAAUCUGAGAGCAAACAGAUGCAUUCAAGUGCAUCCGAUACUUCCAAGUUGGAGGCUUUCAGUUUGGUGAAUCCGAAAGAUGUGUCUUCUCUUCCUGUCAGGUAUUCGUCUAGCAAACUCAAAUUAGAUACUAAUGCAGCUGGCAAUGAUUUGACUCUAAAGACAAGUAAAGAUCAACAAUUAAAAUUAAUUCAUCUAACUCGUGAAAAUAUUACUAACGGAGAAAGUACCCUCAAAAACGAAAAUACUGAAAAACUGUCUGCUGCUGCUAAUUUAGAUAGUGCUAUGGAAGAAUUGGAGAAUGUGUAUCGGAGUUUAAAAAUGAGCAGUGAUAAUCUUUCCGACAGGAACAGCAUAUCGAAUAUUUCUUUAAGCGAUGAUGAAGUUAAAUUUCCAAAGCCAAAGAAUAAAGAUAUUUUGGGAAUAAACGAUUCUCGCUUUCCACGACGAUCAUCUGUUUGUGAAACAGGCCUUGGCUCAAAUAAGAAUUUUAAUUAUCACAAACCAACUAUAUGUUCUCCACUAAAAUACGUGUUGCCUGUCUCGAAUGAUAAAAAUUCAGAAAUAAACCAAUGUUCUAUUGAUGAACUCUUUAACGAUUUGACACAACAAUUAGACCUCGAACAAAAACUUCUAAAAGAUCCGAAGGAUAAUCGGUACCAACAACCAAAACUUUCUCUUCCAGCAAAUCGGUUCGACAGCCCUAAACGUUCGAAUAAACCUUCACCGCAAGUUAGCCUUCAUAAAGAAUUUUAUGAAAAUCUUUGUAAAAACAAUCGCGAUCAGAUCACCAAAAAUCAUAGUCCACGUGUUUCUGAAAAUGGCACCUCUAGUUCUGUCGAACCUCCCGACAAAAAACGGCAGAAAGCAGUGCGUUCACUUUCCGAAAAUAUAUCUUAUCUGAUGUCUACGGCUCAUUUGGAUUCAGAUGACAAAAAAACAAGUGAUAAUACUCUUAAAACAAUGCAAACAGAUCAGCCCUUGCAAAAAUGCUACGAUCGUAUUUUGCCCGAUACAACAACAAAUUUUGGAUCGAAACGAGAUACAAAUUUCAACCAAUCCAGUCUCUCAAAUAAAUCCGAAGAAAAGUCUCUAAAUCUGAAGAGAGAUGAGAUUCGACAUAUUCGAGUUUCCAUGGAUACGAACAUUCUCCAAUCAGAUUCAAUAACCUCUUCAAAUUCGUUUUCGGACUGCAAACAGUAUCCCAGCCUUAGUUCUGCCGUCAGUGCUACGCAAUCGAGUGGCAAGUCUGAAAUUCCCAAACCCUGUCUUCCAGAACAAAACUAUGAAUCCAAAGAGAACCUUGACGUCUUAGACGAGACGGGGCUAGAAAAACUCCUGAACAGUCUUCUGGGCGAGGUUCCUGAACGCCAGUCUAGUCUGUCCCAAACGAAGGAUCUGGAACCAACAACUCCGCCGCCUGUUGUUCCAGGAAAACUCCAGAAUGUGACAAUUAAUAGAAGUACUGCACUUCAGAAAAUGGAUGCCUGUUUUGCUUCAAAAGGAAAAAGCAAAUCUCCAGGAACUGAGAGUUAUUUAAAAAAUGUAAAAUCUGAAGAACAUGCUCAAAAAGUCACUUUCCGCCAAAAUGACAAUUCUUUAAAUCAACCAUCUUUCAUACCAGUUUAUACCAAAAAGACCGACAUGUGCCAUAACUUUACAAAAAAUUCAGCUGAAGAUAAAAAUAAACCUGGACAAGUUGAAUCUUCAGAAUCUGUGAAAUUAUUAAAUAACUUGCACUCUCCACCACCAAGACAAAAAUGCCUUACUGAUCAAAUUCCUGGAAUGGCUUGGAAUACCCAUCUGAGAAGGCGAUCUGUUGGGUUUGAAGAUGUAGCAUCUUUAUCUCACAAUUAUGGUUUUAAUCUAGCAAAUAAAAGAAUGCAAUCUGCAGCUGUAAAUUGUAACAUCCCAGCAGAAUCAGCUCUUAGACCGAAUAACCAGUUGAAUUCAGAAAAUGAUAAAAACAUUUCUUAUGGAAAAGAAAAUAGUAGUGAAAGAGGAUUCAUAUCAACAAUCAAUCAAAAUUCUCAGAUAACUGAAAAUGAGAAUAAUGGUUUCUUGCAAGACACUAAACCGUCACAGCAGUUGAAGGAUAAGAGUUCCAAACGUAAAUCUAGUCUUAAUAGAAUGGAUUUCCUGGAUUUUUCUUCAGCAAAUACUGGUAAUGCUGGGCAGCAAAAGGUAUCCAGUCAGCAGAAAAAUAAUAGUUCCUCUGAUGAAGGAAGUGAUCAACCUAAAUCUGAGUUCCUAUCAAGCAAAAGAAAACAUAUAUCUUCAAGUCAAUCUCCUUCAAAAGAUGCUAAUAAACAAACCAAUGAAGUUCCUCUUCAGUCUAAUUCUAGGGGAUUUAAAAGUGGAGUACAUCUACUUCCAAGAACACUUCAAAACAAUCAUGUCAAGUCCCGACACCAUAAAAGAAUUCAGUCUGCUGCCACACAUUUGCAGAAAUUUUCGCAUUCUGCUGGUGAACUGGAGUCAUUGACAGACCUAUCUGAAGCAGCUACACCAUCCAAUAAAAUCUGUCUUUCAGCUCAAGAACUGGAUCCAUCUGAUGGCUCAGGGAAGUAUUCAAAGAAAACUCCAUCUUUAAUUAAAAAAUAUUCUCCUGUUCUUCUAGCAAAAUCUGCACCUUUAAGUGCUGAAGUCUCAAAAAAUAGCAAUGGAAAUGCUAGUCAUUACAGCCUGCUAUCAGAUGCUCCAGAAAAUAAUAGUAAUAUGACAGAAGUAAGCUCAAAAGUUGCAUCACUGACUUCAAAAAAUAGUUCUGAUAAAGAAGGUUUUAUCAUUGAACAAGCAUGUAAAAAUGAACCUGCAAGUGAAGAUAGACCUGUUUUGAGUAGUUUAGAACUAAAUGGAGCCUUGAAUUUGAAACAUAUAGAUAGCAGAAGUGAAGAUGAUGCUGAGGUAGUUGAAUCUACAGUUUCUCUGAAAAAUCUUGAUAUAUCAAGUGAAGUGAGUUUUGAUAAUGAAAUAUACAUAUCUGCUGAUGACAACUGUGAUUAUUCUGAAUCAGAUACUGAAAGACGUCCAAAUUCCAUCCUCAGGAGGAAAGUCACUGAGGAAAAAAAGGAGCUGCAUGGUAUCUUAAAACCAUCUUCAGAUGAAAAGCAAUCUAAAACACCUCCUCAUUCUAUUUUAAAGCAUCGAGAAAGUUCAGAAGAAAAAGAUGUAUGGCAGCAGGGGGACCUUCACUCCAUCCUCAAGAAAUCUACUAGUGAAGAUGAGAGCUGCAAUAGUGGCCCUGACAUCCGUCCUAUUCUCAAAGUGAGCACUGAUGAUGAAUCCCCUACAUGCUCGAUGUUAAGGCCUCGACCUAUUCUAAAAAAAAGAACCAGCUUCAGUGAAGAAUGUUCCUAUGCCAGCUAUCCCAAUGGAGAACUGAAACCGAUUCUCAAGAAAAAGUCCCCUUUGGCUUCAGAUGAUCAGCCAAGACCAAUCCUCAAAAGUCGACGAAAAAGUGAGGACGUGCGAUCGACCACAUCCGAGUUCGUUCCCAGCCGUCCAAGAGCGUAUUCUGCUGAUAUGGGUGUUAAACCUAAUCUCGAAACUCGAUUUGAUUCCCAAGAAUCAAAUAAAGAAGAACUUGGCAAACCAGAGGAUAAUGAUUUAUAACAUUACUACCACUAUAGUCGACUCAUUAUAGUUUAUUUAUAUUCUCAUUUAAGAUUUAUUUUGUUGUAAAACUAAUUUUCUUUCUAAUAAAGAAGAUAAAUAACUUAUUAAUAUUUUUCAACAGAGAAUAACAUGUGGUAGAGUUAUGUUUUAAAUUACUAAAUUAAUCAGUACUUUCAUUUAUUCUAAAAUGCUCAUUUAAUUCUACUGAAAGAAUCAAAUUUGUAAUUUUAAAAAGUUCUGCUUUUCUGCUGCUGCUUUGCUGUAUUUGCAAAAUUAAAAGAUUAUGAAAUUUAAAAAGCUUGUAAGAAAUUUCAAUUCAUUCAUUUCAAGGGAGAAAAAACUGUAAUGUAAAUACUUUUAGAAAAUUACAGCACAUGCUUAAAAUAAGUCUUAAAUGAGAAUAGCUAUCGAGUCUACUGUAUAUGGUUUCUUUCGUAACUAUUUUUUAAAAAAUUGCUACUUUUGAGAUUAUGUACAUUUUUUUUAAAGAAGAUUUAAUAUCUCACAUAUGUGUACAUAUUUUUUCAAGCUUUUAUAUUUGAAGUUUAUUGUAAUAUAUAUAUAAAGCUGUAUACUAUUUCAGUUUUAGAUUUUUUUUUUUUUGGAAGUUAGUUGUAAAUUGAUUGUAUUUAAGAGUAUGAGUUGUCUGGUCCAAGUGUGUUAGUGUAGUUAAAUUUAUGAAGUGUAUUUCAUCCUCACAAUUCUGAAAUAAAAUUGAAAAACUAAUAAAUAAAGCUUACUGUUUUCUGGAAGAGAUUUAUGCACCUUUAGAUUAUAGAAUUGAUUACCACAAAACUGAAUUUGCAUGCAUAAAUUUAUAGGCAAAUUAAAAAUAUCUAAUGAUUUUAAAAUAGAUAAAAAAAAUUCACUUAGUGUAAUUAAUAGACAUUAAUUUAGGGGGAAAAAGCUAUAUUUUUAAGUUGCAACUGUGAAAAUUUUUUAAUCAACUUUUUUGUCAUUAAAUUAAAUUUUUCAAUUAUCUUUG
Messenger RNA from Argiope bruennichi, 6978 nucleotides. RefSeq names its product serine-rich adhesin for platelets-like. The transcript has 9 exons. The coding region runs from base 384 to 5990 and encodes 1868 amino acids. NCBI's taxonomy places the organism in Eukaryota, Metazoa, Arthropoda, Arachnida, Araneae, Araneidae. The record is from RefSeq and is a predicted model, not a curated record.